Molecule: messenger RNA, 3253 nt
Organism: Botrytis porri
Lineage: Eukaryota; Fungi; Ascomycota; Leotiomycetes; Helotiales; Sclerotiniaceae
Exons: 3
Coding region: 661-2556 (631 amino acids)
Biological process (GO): protein ubiquitination; ubiquitin-dependent protein catabolic process; mRNA processing
Cellular component (GO): nucleus
Molecular function (GO): zinc ion binding; nucleic acid binding; ubiquitin protein ligase activity
Source: RefSeq, a predicted model, not a curated record
UUGUCAACUUCGCCCCAAGAGUCCUUCUCUUCAUUACAUCUUCAUCUUCAUCAGCCUUCUUUUCGACAUCAACACAACCACAACUUCACGUCUUUACGACCAGAUUUUCGCAUCAAAAGAAUUUGUACAAUUGGAAAAAGAUUUUUACGCGGUCGGGAAAGAAGUCAAGGAAAAGGAAAACAAUUGAUUUGGAGGGAAAAGAAAAAGAAUAAUACAAAGAAGAGAGAAAGAAGAGUGGAUCAUCUUGGUGGUGCAAAUUGUGUUUGGUCUUGUGGAGGACAGCGGCAGUUUUCAAAGAAAGAAAGAAACAUCACAAUAGCAGUAUUAUCUGCAAUCUUGUACAAUCAUUUCCUUUUGAGAGAGCCUUUUCUGUGUCACCAGAGUUAUCUCCAGUGAUCGCAAUCAUACUUGAUUUCACUUCAUUUUCUUGAACGGAGAGAAGAAUCUUGAUAUUGCACCGGUCGCAUUCACGAAUUAUCCCUUCUACCCUUCCAUAUUCCAUCAUAUUAACUUAUUCCCAAGUGUUUACUUGAUCUUAAUGAGUGCAUUGGAAGAGUAGUUUGUUUCUCUGUACACGCCAACGCAUUCGAUUUAUUCAACUCGAGGAUCAACAACUUCCUUUACCACUCCACCUUUUGAUCAACUUAACCAACAGCAGUCAUGACGUCCUCCGUGUUCUUCAAGUUCAGGUCCCAAAAGGAACCUUCUAGAGUUGAAUUUGAUGGUACUGGUAUCUCCGUAUUUGAACUCAAGCGUGAUAUCAUUAUCAAGAGUGGAUUAGGUGACGGAACCGAUUUCGAUCUACAAAUUUACAAUGAAGCAGACAACGAAGAAUAUGAUGACGAUACUACCGUUAUCCCACGAUCAACUUCGAUCAUCGCUCGUCGAUUACCCUCUAUCAAGCCGGGUGCAGGUAGAGCUGCAAGAUACAUGUCGGGACAAAUGCCGAUAAAACAAAAGAACUCAUCACGAAAAGAACAAGGAAAGCAGGCAAACGCAAAGGCCGUUGCAUCGACACAAGGAUUGGCACAAAUGAAUAGUGCGAUGACUGAGGAGGAGAAGAUGGAAGCUAUGUUUCAGGCUCAAAGUGAUCAAUGGACAGCACAACAAGAAGAUAUGGCCAAUCAAACCCCUGUCUUCCGACCAGGUGGCAAGAAAGGUCAACAACCCCCACCAAACGUUCCAGAUCAUGAACCACCAACUGGUUAUAUCUGUUAUCGAUGUGGAGAGAAAGGUCAUUGGAUUCAGGUCUGUCCUACGAAUGAUGACCCAAAUUUCGAUAACAAGGCUCGGAUUAAGCGUACAACUGGUAUUCCAAGAUCUUUUUUGAAGACUGUAGAGAAACCAGUUCAGUUGACCAAUGAUGGUACGGUGGAUGAUACAAAGACCCCAUCUGGUGUGAUGGUUAAUGCUGAAGGAGAAUUUGUCGUUGCUGAGCCUGAUAAAGCUUCAUGGGAACAAUUUCAGGCUAAGACCAAGUCAUCUGCUGCUGCCCAGAAAGCUGCUGCUUUAGGAGAUAAAGUUUUAAGAGAUAGAGGAUUGGAAUGCGCGCUCGACAUGAGAAUAUUCAUAGAUCCAAUGAAGACGCCCUGUUGUGAGAAGACGUAUUGCAAUGACUGCAUUACUAAUGCUCUUAUCGAAAGCGAUUUCACAUGCCCAGGAUGUCAGACUGAUGGAGUAUUGAUUGAUGAUCUGAAGCCUGAUGAUGAGAUGACCGAAAAGAUCAAGACUUAUUUGGCAGAGAAAGAUGCAGCCGCUAAGAAAGAAAAAGAAGACCAAAGAGCUAAAAGUCCUAGCGUAAAGUCUGAAGCUACCAAAACGCCCCCCCAAUCUAAAGCAUCAAUAAUUGCAGGAAAAGCCAAAUCGCCCACACCAAAGCAAUCACCUAAAUCAAAGUCACCAGAAGUCUCAAAGGUCUUGAAAAAUAGUCCUAAGCAAGGAAAAUCAGUUACCCCAGUUGGUGUUCCUGGUGCUCCGUCAGGACCUCAGGGUAAAAAGCGACCUGCAGAUGAAUUACUCGAGAAUCCAAAAAUUCCUAAAGGACCAAAAGCUAUGCGCCAAAAAGAAUCUGCCAUGAAUCCACAACAAAAUAUGAUGAACGGAAUGAACGCAAUGAAUGGUCUGAACGGGUUCCCAAACAUGCCCAACAUGCAACAACAAUUCUACGGCAACGCAAAUGGUUUCAAUAACGGCAUGCCAAACAUGAACAUGAUGAACCAAUUUGGUAUGGGAGGUAUGAAUCCAAUGAUGGGCAUGAAUCCUAUGAUGGGUAUGAAUUUCCCGGGUAUGAACAAUAUGCCUAUGUUCAACAACGCAAACGCAUUUGGUAAUAUGAAUCCCAUGAUGAAUGGAAAUAUGCCACAGAUGAAUGGAAUGGGUAGAGGAAUGAAUGUACCAAAUGGUGCAGCAGCUGGAUUUCCUAACCAACAAAAGACAGUUUUUGCGGAACCUUUACCAAACGAAGAAGAUAAUGCAUAUUUCAGAAAACCCGUCAAUCCUCAUAGACAUGUGGGAAGACAGAGGAGGGCGAGACCGAGUGAUUACCGGGAACUUUAAGGGGUGUUGCGAUAUCAGAACUAGUUUCCCUCGUUAUCAUCGGUUUCAAAAGGGUAUCAAGAGGCUCUUGCUACAAAUGAAAAAUGAUGGCUGGAGAUUCGAUACAACAUCUUGACAGCAGCACAUUGGUUUUCCCACAAAACAAUUCCUGUUGGAUUUGGCUGCUAUUAUCUCUAGCUCCAGAUUGCCAAAACUCAACUCGACAUUUUCAACAACAAUCAACAUCGUCACAACGCUUCGCGUCGCAGUGCAGGAUUCUUUCUUUCUCAAAGCUUUUCUUUCCUUCAUUUUCUUCUCUUCUUCAACUUUUUACGCUCUUCUCUUUUAAAUUAUACGCACGAAAUGAAAUAAACUAGAAACAAAUGGACAUGGGGUGGGCGUGGUAUUGGGAGGCAUAUUGCGGCUCACAUGUAGUUCGCUUGCUACAGGCAGAAACAGGCAUUUUUGGUGUUAAGGAUUUUACUUUGGGUUAUGUAUGUACCAUUGGGAUUGGGAUUUGCGAUUUGCGAUUUGCAAUUAGGAUUGCAGUUUGGGCUGGCAUGGAUAUCGUUGCAUUUGCAUCUGCAUUUGAGGAUGGAGAAGGGAGGCAUUUUCAUGAUUAUGGUGAAUGAUGGGGGGGGGGCUGUUGUGAGGAAGGGAGAGUUAGGGGAUGCAGAGGAAAGGGGAGGGGGAUGAAGUACAUAAAAUGAAUUGGGGU